Molecule: messenger RNA, 375 nt
Organism: Sphenostylis stenocarpa
Lineage: Eukaryota; Viridiplantae; Streptophyta; Magnoliopsida; Fabales; Fabaceae
Source: the annotation of a GenBank genome assembly
AUGGUUCUGUUGGAUAUAUAUGCACAGACCAAUAAUGUAGAUGAAGUCCCACUAACCAAAAGGUGGGACUCGGGACUAUUACACAUGAUAAUGAGGGCUAAAAACCACCAUUAUGCUACUCUUCACAAAGUGAAAAGCAUCAUCAUACUCGCCAACAAAAGCAAGAAACACCACGAGAGUCAGGCUUCCGAACCUCCAAGAAUCACGUCAAACGUCAAGCAAAACCUCCGCUUCCUGAAGCUAUGGAAGAGCUUCCAAAAUAGAAAUUCUGCUACUCCUAGACCUUCAACCAGUUACCGCAAGAAGAAGGUGGAGAAGGAUGAGGAUGUUGUAGACACCGACCUCUAUCGUGAUCCCACCUCCUCUCUCUACUAG